This is a messenger RNA of Cyclopterus lumpus (lumpfish), 10526 nucleotides long. It is a transcript of the gene ranbp2, whose product is annotated as RAN binding protein 2. Gene Ontology annotation, biological process: protein peptidyl-prolyl isomerization; NLS-bearing protein import into nucleus. Gene Ontology annotation, cellular component: nuclear pore; cytoplasm. Bases 133 to 9792 code for a protein of 3219 amino acids. Gene Ontology annotation, molecular function: GTPase activator activity; protein binding; peptidyl-prolyl cis-trans isomerase activity. The record is from RefSeq and is a predicted model, not a curated record. Lineage: Eukaryota; Metazoa; Chordata; Actinopteri; Perciformes; Cyclopteridae. The transcript has 30 exons.
GCAAUAUGAGGAGUUAGUGUCACGGAGUGAUAGUGAAACCGAUAUUAAUGUCGGUCUUAUUUUUUUGUGAAUUCAAGGUACUUUAUGAACCAUAGUCAACCGUUUUUUUAGAAGUAUCUGGGUUGGGAAGCCAUGCGGCGAAGUAAAGCUGAAGUGGACCGUUACGUUUCCUCAGUGCAGAGUUCCUCUCCCUCACUCAAAGAGAAGCCAGUCAAAGGGUUUUUAUUCGCCAAAUUGUACUUUGAAGCAAAGGAAUAUGAUCUGGCAAAAAGACAUGUAUCGGAAUAUCUCAAAGUCCAGGAGAGGGAUCCGAAAGCACACAAAUUCCUUGGACAGCUCUACGAGAGAGAGGGAGACAUCAACAAGGCAGUAGGAUGCUACAAGCGGUCGGUGGACAUGAACCCAGCCCAAAGGGAUCUGGUGCUGAAGGUGGCUGAGUUACUAGUCAGUAAGCAGGAAUGUGACAGCAGAGCAGAGUUUUGGGUGGAGAAAGCUGCCAAGCUGCUGCCAGGAAACCCUGCAGUCUUUAACCUGAAGGAGCAUCUGUUGAGUCGUCAGGGUCAGCCGGGUUGGAACCGGUUGUUUGACCUCCUCCAGGCCGAGCUGAUGGCGAGGCCAGCUGACGCUCAUGUGAACGUAAAGCUGGUGCAGCUGUUCUGUCAGGACGGGCGGCUAGAUGAAGCCAUUAAGCACUGCCUGGCUGCUGAGAAAAGGGGCAUGCUGAGCCAGAGCCUGGACUGGUACACAGUGGUGGUGCGCACACUGCAGGAGUAUCUAGCUCAGCCCAGCGUCUCUGGUAAUGAGAAGACGUGCCGGUGUCUUCAGCGAGAGCUGCUAUUGGCCCACUGCAGCCUGCUAAGAAUCACACUGUCUGAGAGCAGAAUGCAGCCAAGCCGUGAUGCGCUCACAGGUUUUGACCAAGCUAUGCAGACGCUGAGCAGCAUUGCUGGCCGCCACACAGACGAUCUUUUUGAGAUCUUUGUGGAAAUGAGAGGUCACCUCUACCUGCAUGCUGCCACACUACUGUUGAAGCUGGCUCAGGAUCACCAACAUACCUGGAGGGCUGUCAUUGACCUGGCUGCACUGUGCUACCUGCUGGCCUACCAGGUCCCGAGACCAAAGGCUAAAGUGAUCAAAAGAGAUCAGUCUGCCCCACAGCUUCUGGAGCUGCUGGCCAACGACCGACAGAGUCAAGCCGGUCACAUGCUGCUGAAUCUGAGCACUGAUUCAUCCACCUUGAUCAGAGAGGUGGUGGAGGCAUUUGGGAACUCUAGUGGUCAGGAGUCUCUGUUUAAAUUCCUCUUUGGACCACAGGCCUCCACUGGAUCUUCCUUUAUUGCCAAUGAUGACAUUCAUUCCAUUAACACCGUGGCUCCAGAGCUUUCUCAACUCGUCAAAUGGGACUCUGGCGCCAUCCUGCUACAUGCUGGCGACUUGCAGCAUCUAAGCUGGUUGGGGCUACAGUGGACCCUGCUGGCCCAAAGACCAGUCCUGCGGGACUGGCUUCAGCAGCUUUUUCCAAGGCUUACUCUGGAAACCUCCAAACUGGACACCAACGCACCAGAGUCCGUCUGCCUGCUCGACCUGGAGGUGUUUUUAUGUGGUGUGGUGUUCUGCAGCCACUCUCAGCUCCAGGAGACGGCGAAGAUAAGCAGCGGAGUGAAUCCACAGCAACAGCAGCAGCUCUAUGAGCCUCGCUGCCUCCCCCUUCCUCUCCUUCGCCUCUUGACCACCGACAAACAGAGGGAGUGGUGGGACGCCAUCUACAGCCUCAUUCACAAACGAACAGCUCCUGGCAUGUCGGCCAAACUGCGGAUGACUGUGCAACAUGGACUGUGCACUCUGAGGGUUGGAGAGAAACAUGGGCUCCAACCAGCACUGGUCAUCCACUGGGCACAGUUUCUCAGCCAGACGGCGGAUGGAGUGAACUCGUACUACGAACAGAAGGAGUACAUUGGGCGCAGUGUCCACUACUGGAAAGUUGUACUUCCACUGUUGGAAAGGAUCAAAAACAGACGCAGUAUUCCAGAACCACUUGAGCCCCUCUUCAUACAUUUUCCCUCCAAAGAUAUUCAGAUUUCUUCUGUGAAGGGCCAUGAAGAGGAAGCCAAGAUUGCAAAUUCGGUUCUCCUUGACAUUGAAGGCAAAACCGAGGAUGCCAUUGCUUCUUUGGAAACCAUCAAUAACAUGUCAUCCAUCUGGCAUUUGGCACAGAUCUACCAGCGGCUUUCAGAGGAGGCCAGCAAUGGAGUUGAGGAGACCCAAGACAGGUGCAUCACUUUUCUGAGAAAGUUCAGGACCUACCUGUCUAAGAUCUACUAUGCUAAUGCAGAUGACAUUGAGAAGCUGCCUGUCUCCAUGGAGGAAGUUGUGGACCUCCUGAGUGAUGUGAACCAGCAGCUGGGUGAGAGUGUGGAGGCUAUGGAUGAAGAGGAGGAAAAGAAGGGUCGAAGAGGACCUGCCCACUCCAGCCCUGCCCAGCCCCUAGAAUCCUCUUCCAUUGUAUCCCACAUAAAGUUUUCCUCUCCCUCUCCUAACAAAAGCAGCAUCAUCUCUCCUUCCAAAAGACACCUGAUUGCUCCUAAGACACCACCUCAUUGGGUGGAGGACCAGAAAAGUAUCCUCCAGAUGCUUUGCCAGCAAGUCGAAGCCCUCAAGAACGAGGUUCAUGAUCUGAGACACAACUCUUCAGGGAACGCAAGCUCCCCUCAUCACAAGAUGUGUGGGGAGAGCUAUGGGGCCGAGGGCCUACAUGAGCCCUUUACCCCAGUCCAGCCCUACCAUGGCGCCCCUCUAACAGUUGCCACCACAGCCCCCUCGGCCUACUACAACCAGUCUCCAGCUUAUAACUCUCAGUAUCUCCUGCGCACGGCAGCAAAUGUCACCCCCACUAAGGGCCCAAUGUACAAUAUGAACCGUAUGCCACCUCAGCAGCAUAUGUAUGCCUACCAGCAGCCCACUCAAACUCCUCCAUUGCAGACAGCCCCAGCCUGCAUUUACCCUCCUCAAGAACAGGUCUUUGGAGCCCCUCUUCGGUUUGAAUCACCAGCCACAAGCCUUCUUUCACCAUUUAGUGAAGAUUAUUAUGGGCAGAGUGUACCCCAACAAACCACCAACCCUCCCCUGCCUGAACCUGGCUACUUUACCAAGCCAUCUGUAGUCCCUGUUCAGCCACCUAAGGGCAUAGAGGGGAAGCCUAUGGACUUUGGGAGGCUCUCCUUCAGCCAGCAGGCACCUGCUGAAGUCCCUAAAGUGCCCAGUUUUGGAUCAGGGGCAGUUGCCCACUCAACACCUUCAGCGGCUUUUAAGUUCAACUCCAACUUUAAAUCCAACGAUGGAGAUUUCACUUUCCCAGCUUCCCAGGCCAAGCACAGUGAAAGUCUGCUUGGUCUUCUCACAUCAGACUUUCCCUCUAAAAUAGAUACUGUCCCAGUGAAGCCUUCGGCCCAGGAGCAACCCUCCAGCCAAACAGGCAUCUUCACCUUUGGAAAUAGAAAUGCUCCUCCCUUCUCUUUUGCUGAUUCUGCGCAGAGCACAUGUACUGGAAGUCAUUUUGGAAAGGUGGAGCAGCCAUUUACAUUUGGAGAUGUUGCCAAGCCAGUGUUUGGGGUUGCUGCAGAGGAAGAAAGAGCAGCAGAGAGUGACAAUGACAGCACUCAUGUUGAGGAGGAUGAAGAUGGUCCUCACUUUGAGCCCAUUGUGCCUCUUCCUGAUAAAGUAGAUGUGAAAACGGGUGAAGAGGAGGAGGAGGAAAUGUUUUGCAACAGGGCAAAGCUGUAUCGAUUUGACACAGACACAAAGGAGUGGAAGGAGCGUGGCAUCGGCAAUGUUAAAAUCCUAAAACACAGUGCCAGAGGGAAGGUCCGCCUCUUAAUGAGGAGGGAACAGGUCCUUAAGAUCUGUGCAAACCACUACAUUAAUGCCGAUAUGCUACUGAAACCAAAUGCUGGCUCUGACAAAUCCUGGGUCUGGAAUGCCAUUGAUUAUGCCGAUGAAGAACCUAAGCCUGAACAGCUGGCCAUCCGCUUCAAAACAGCAGAUGAGGCGUCACUUUUUAAAGCUAAGUUUGAGGAAGCCCUGACAAUUGUUCUCAAAUCUGCAAAAAAGCAUGAUCAACAAGAGAAAAGAGAGGAAAACUUGAAAGGUUCUGAAUCACUGGCAGCCCACUUUGCCCUUAAAGAUGGGGAAUGGGACUGCACUGUGUGCUGUGUAAGAAAUAAACCCACAGAUAUGCAGUGUGCCGCUUGUCAAAGUGCCAAUCCCAAUUCUUCAUCCAAGCCAGACAUUCAGACUGGCGGUGAAGCCAAAGCCAGUCCCUUCACUUUCAAAUUUGGGACAGAUGCAUCAAAACCCAGUAGUUCCGGCUCUACUGGAUUUGGAGCUUUUGGAGCAGCUUUUGGAGCAGCUUUACCCUCCUCAUUUUCAUUUGGCACCAGCACCUUAAAACCUGCUGACACAGUAACUAGUGCAUUUGGUUCUGGUUUUGGGUCUCAGUUUGGCAAGAAGCAGGGUCAAUGGAAGUGUGAUGUGUGUGAAGUAAGAAAUGAGGCCUCUGCUGACAAUUGUGUCGCCUGUAAUACCCCCAACCCUGAUUCUUGUAAGGCUCUUAAAGCUUCACCUAAAACAACUUCGACAGCACAAAGGGCCCCAACUGCAGAUGCACCAUCUAUAUCGGCUGUUGGCUUUGGAUUUGGUGCCCAGUUUGGCAAGAAGCAAGGGCAGUGGGACUGUAUUGUUUGCGAAGUAAGAAAUGAAGUCACUGUUGACAAUUGUGUCGCCUGUAAUACCCCCAACCCUGAUUCUUGUAAGGCUCUUAAAGCGUCACCUAAAACAACUUUGGCAGCACAAAGGGCCCCAACUGCAGAUGCACCAUCUAUAUCGACUGUUGGCUUUGGAUUUGGUGCCCAGUUUGGCAAGAAGCAAGGGCAGUGGGACUGUAUUGUUUGCGAAGUAAGAAAUGAAGUCACUGUUGACAAUUGUGUCGCCUGUAAUACCCCCAACCCUGAUUCUAAAUCAACAGAGAGGGUUCCAGUAGCAUCAAAACUGCCAUUAGUGUCAGGAUUUGGGUCUGAUUUGGCAAUGAAGGAUGGGCAGUGGGACUGCAAUACUUGCCUGGUCAGAAAUGAUGCAUCAGCUUCAGAAUGUGUUUCCUGUCGUUCCCCAAAUCCCAAUCCCUCUUUAGCAGCCAUUUUUGCCAUGAAGGAUGGGGAAUGGGAGUGUGAUGCUUGUCUGGUGAGAAACAAUGCCCCUGCCUAUAAGUGUGUGGCCUGUCAAACACCAAAUCCCAAUGCUAAAAGCACAACCAGCACGGCUCCUUCGGCCUCCAAAUUCAGCUUUACAUUUAGCAGCAACGAUUCAUCAGGUCAGCCUGCUGGGACUGGAUUUACAAUGCCUUUUGAAACUGGCAGCACUUUUCAGUUUGGUCAAAGGAAAGAGAAAAGCUCAGCUGCUUCUUUUAAGUUUGAUGUUCCUCCUUCUGGAUCUAAUACCACAAGUUCCUCAGGCUUCUCUUUCUCAUUGCCCGUUGCAGCUGGUGGCUUCAAGUUUGGCAUUCAGGACUCUGCACAAGAAACUCCCUCUACUGAUGAUCAAAUGCCUCCAUCAGGGUCAGCCUCCAGUUUUCUGAAAAGCAUCGCUGACAAACACAAGGAGCAAGAAAAUGUGUCUACUCCCUUGGUGGACCAAACAGAGCAAGAUCAAAAUCCAUUAAUUUCUGGAAAAACCAAACCGUUCAGUUUUGCCAACUUGGCAGAGUCCUCUGAAGGAGACUUUCAGUUUGGCCAGGACGACCCCAAUGCUAAAGGUUUCUCUGGGGCUGGUAAGCAGAUGUUCUCAAUCCUCACCAAGACUGAUGCCAGAAAUGAGCUUGAAGACAACGACAUGUAUAAAACAGAGGAAAAUGACGACAUCCAGUUUGAACCAGUGGUCCAGAUGCCUGAUAGGGUGGACCUGGUGACGGGAGAGGAGGAUGAACAGGUUCUCUAUUCUCAGCGUCUCAAACUAUUCAGAUUUGACACAAGUCAGUGGAAAGAGAGGGGUGUAGGAAUCCUUAAAUUUCUGAAAAACAACUCUAAUGGCAGGCUAAGGGUUCUGAUGAGAAGAGAGCAAAUUCUGAAGGUGUGCGCCAAUCACUGGAUCACCACCACCAUGAAUCUUAAGCCCCUGGCAGGCUCAGACAAAGCAUGGAUUUGGAUGGCCAAUGACUUCUCUGAUGGGGAUGCUAAACUUGAACAGUUGGCUGCCAAGUUUAAAACCCCAGAGCUUGCUGAGGAGUUUAAAGAGAAGUUUGAAGAGUGUCAGAAACUUCUCUUGGACAUUCCCCUACAAACGCCUCACAAGCUUGUUGACUCGGGCAGAACAGCACGCCUCAUUCAGAAAGCAGAGGAAAUGAAGUCUGGUUUAAAAGACCUGAAAUCAUUUUUGACAGAUGACAAAACAAAAAUCAAAGAUGACAAACAGGGGGACAUUACAACAUCCAGCAAUGUUUCAAACCUUGUAAUCAAGCCUCACGGUGAAACCACCGGCCCCACCUUAGAGUGGGAUAACUAUGACCUAAGAGAAGAGGCCUUGGAUGAUACUGCUGACUCAUCAGUCUAUGCCACUCCUCUUGCCAGCAGUCCCCUGAGAAAGAACCUUUUCCGCUUUGGAGAAGCCACGGGGGGAUUUAACUUCAGCUUCCAACCCGGCAUCAGCCCCUCCAAGUCUCCUGCUAAACUUAACCAGAGCAGAGCCUCAGUAGGUACUGAUGACGAGCAGGAUGUAACCCAGGAUGAGGAGAGGGAUGGCCAGUACUUUGAACCUGUGGUCCCGUUGCCUGAUCUGGUGGAGAUUUCUACAGGGGAGGAAAAUGAACAGGUGGUCUUCAGUCACAGGGCCAAACUGUAUCGCUACAACAAGGACCUGGGUCAGUGGAAGGAGAGGGGUAUCGGAGACCUCAAGGUCUUGCAGAAUUUUGACACCAAACAAGUGAGGUUAAUAAUGAGGAGAGACCAGGUGCUGAAGAUCUGUGCCAACCACAGGAUCACAGCAGCCAUGAAGCUGGAACCUAUGAAGGGAGCUGAGAAGGCCUGGGUCUGGAGUGCCUUGGACUUUGCUGAAGUAGGAGAGGGAAGUAUUGAGCAAUUGGCUGUGAGAUUUAAGCUGCAGGACACUGCAAACGCCUUCAAACAGGUAUUUGAAGAGGCCAAGGUUGCCCAAGAACAACAGGAACUCAUGACUCAGGUGACAUCCAGGGUUGCCUCACCUCAAGACAGUGGACCUCCAGAAUCUGCACAGGCUGCUAGACCUGUGUGCGGGAAGGCAGCCAUCGCUGUGCUGGAGGAGACCACAAAGGAACGUACAGCGCUUCCCCCUGAUGGUGAGCCAAGUGCAGCUGGGUCUCCAAGUCCAGUCAACCCCUCAAGGACAGUGGUGUGUCCCCCUAAGUUCGUCUUUGGCACUCAUAGCCUUCAGAAGUUCUUUGGCUCCCCUAACUUUCACUCCGAGACUGAGGAAUCAGCAUCGGGUUCUAAAGCCAAAGAUUCUGGAUGUCCUGGCAAGGCUUCACCUGCAUUCAAAAUCCCAGAGAAAGGGCUGGAUUUUAGGCUUUUCAAAGAUAACCCAAUGGCUUUUUGGACCAGCACAUCAACAACCCAAUUUGAACCCCCAGGGCCACCUCAGGCAGCAGGAGGCAGUGCCGGGUCGGAUGAGGACUCUGACGUGGAAGUCGUGUAUGUCAUGGAACCCACAGCUGAACAGGCGGCUUUAGCCAAGGAACUCAUGCUGCCUCUCACCUUCUUCUGCUACCAGAAUGAACCAGGCUACACCAGCGACGAUCAAACUGAUGAUGAGGACUUUGAGUCCGCAGUAAACGCCUUGAAUGGAAAGCUCUACCUUGAUCCUCCUGUGAAAAAGGCUGCAGCAUGUGGUGAUGAGCCAGACUGCCAGGUGGUGUGGGAAAAGAAGGCGACACCAGAGGAGGAGGAGAAGGCCAAAAUCCUCCAGCUUCCACCCACCUUCUUCUGCGGCCUGAGCACCACAGACAGCGACCCAGACCACGACAAACCCGAAGACUUUGAGACAGAAGUUCGCAAGGCGCAGCAAGACCUGGGUGCCCAGUUAAACAGAGCUGAAAAGGCCUCCGGCAGCCCUUCUGUAGCUUCAGAAGAACCAACAGCUGGUCCGUCAUCCAGCAGCACAGAAGCUGCAGCUAGCUGCCCACACGCUGCAGCCGGCAGCGCAGAAGCUUCAGAUGCUGCAGCCGGCGGCGCAGACACAUUGGACGCUGCAGCCGGCGGCGCAGACACUUCGGACGCUGCAGCCGGCGGCGCAGACACAUUGGACGCUGCAGCCGGCGGCGCAGACACUUCGGAUGCUGCAGACGCUUCGGACGCUGCAGACGCUUCGGACGCUGCAGACGCUUCGGACGCUGCAGACGCUUCGGACGCUGCAGACGCUUCGGACACUGCAGCCGGCAGCGCAGAAGCUUCAGGCACCACGACUACACCGAAGCAGCAGACCUCAGACCAGCCAACCGAGGCUCGGAGUGAAGCUCCUGGCAGCAGCUCUCCCAUUGACUUGUCAACUAAGAAGAGCCCAGAACCAGAGUCCAACACUGGGACUUCAAUUACAGCUGGUGAAGACUCCUUAGAUCCCAACUUUGGUUUCAAGUCACUCGGAGGCUCCUCUUUCGCUGAUUUGGCCCAAAACACAGAUGCAUUUGCAUUUGGAAGUCAAGACUCCAGUUUCUCAUGGGCAAAUGCUGGAGCAAUAAUAUUUGGGGGCGCACCGAAAACCGGCGGUGAGCAGGGCUGUGAUGAAGAGGACGCGUCUAAUAGUGGGGACAUUCACUUUGAGCCGAUUGUGUCACUACCAGAGGUGGAGACGAAAUCUGGAGAAGAGGAUGAGGAAAUUCUGUUCAAGGAGCGUGCCAAGCUGUACCGAUGGGACCGAGACCUCGGCCAGUGGAAGGAGCGCGGCGUCGGUGACCUCAAGAUCCUCUUCCACCCAACCAAACAUUUCUACCGAGUCCUGAUGAGACGAGAGCAGGUGCUGAGGGUUUGUGCCAACCACACGAUCACACAGGCGAUAGAACUCAAACCUAUGAACGCCUCGGCUAACGCACUGCUCUGGACGGCCACCGACUACUCAGAGGGCGACGGCGUAGUGGAGCAGCUGGCGGCCAAGUUCAAAACUCCUGAAAUAACAGAAUCCUUCAAGAAGACCUUCUGUGAGUGUCAGAGCCGCACCGGCCAAACUGAAGGCGAUGAGUCGUGCAUCUCCUUACCACAGAUGUCCAGAGUCCAAGAGCACUCCAGAGACACUAACCCCCUGGUGUUCCUCGAAGUGGUGGCCGAUGGCCAACCGCUGGGCACGAUCACCGUAGAGCUGUUCUCCCAUAUUGUCCCAAAAACGGCAGAGAACUUCAGGGCUCUCUGUACCGGAGAGAAGGGCUUCGGGCUUCGGGGCUCCAUCUUCCACAGAAUCAUACCGGCCUACAUGUGUCAGGGUGGUGACAUCACCAACAGCAACGGCACGGGAGGAAAGUCCAUCUACGGCAGCAAGUUUGAGGAUGAGAACUUUGAUGUUCGGCACACAGGCCCGGGCAUUCUGUCAAUGGCCAAUUGUGGGCGUGACACCAACAACUCCCAAUUCUUCAUCACCCUGAAGAAAGCCGAGCACCUGGACUUCAAACAUGUGGUUUUUGGCUGGGUUCGGGACGGCAUGGAUGUUGUGCAACAGAUGGGAGAGCUAGGCACAAAAGGAGGCAAGCCCACAAAGAAAUUUGUCAUCAGCGAAUGUGGACAGCUGUAGCGUUUUAAAUGUUACGCUCAAGAUUUACAGCUUUGAUUUGAAUGUGAAGUUAAAGUAAAAGUACUUUGGAUAAUGACGCAUUUCCUGUGCAGCGCUAACCAUCCUGCCAAACCGGAAUUCAUUGUCAUUCUGCAUCUGAGAAUUAAACACUGAUUACAGGACUACCCUUCAAGAUCUUUCAUUUUAGAAACUUGGCUCCAAUAGCCUGGAAAAAAUAUAUAUAUAUUUUGCUAUCCUAUUACACAAUCACAGUUGGGGAAACAAGGUGUUGGAUGUGGGUUGAGCCUUCGGAGCAAAUAUGGUCUUUUGCUCUGCUGCACAUUCUGUCAAUAAAUUCUCAUUUGUCUAUUUUGUGUGUAUAAUUGUACAUGGGCUACUUUUUUUAAUGUUUUUGUUUUUGUUCUUGCAUGUGCUCAAUUUAUGUGCUGGUCCUCGUCAUAAGCUCCUUUGGUAAUGUUUCCCUUUUUGAGGAAGUCUUAACUAUAAUGAAAAGUGAGGUUGUUAUUAAAUGCACCUCUUGGUUUGUAACUGUACUUUUUACUGUUGGUCUCUCCCAGUGAUUAUUCUUUUGUGUAAGUGACUUUCACAAUGUGCAGAUAAACUUGAGUUGCCCUGUAUGAUGCUCGAUGACCACAUUACAUCUGGUUUGGUUUUUACAAAGGCAAUCCAUCAUAGUUUAAGAUGAUCAAAGUUUAAAUAAUUUGCUGAGAAAUAAAGUUGCUUUACGUAAUGAA